AUGGAUGGAUCUUCGGGCAAAAAGAGGAGACGAAGCAUCAGUGUCAACGAGUAAGUUUACAAUGUAAUAUUGUUUUGCUAAUGCUGAGGGUAUUGUAAAAGAAUUAUCAUACGGUUUAUAUUUAUGAAAUCAGAUAAAUUGUUCGCAGCUUAAAGUGUACUGAAAAUAGCUGGGCUCGAAAGAAAGCCUCGGUAUAUUUUGGAACUACUGCAUUCGUGGUCUAAAUUUAUUGGCGCGAUGGCUUGCAAAUUUAGCUGGUAAUUCACGGAAUGAAUUGAAGAGAUUUCACGAGGUAUCUCUACAACAAACAGAUACUGAUCAUGAGCUAAAUUUUAGGGAGUUUUCAACGCUAGCGUGGUAAACUUUCAUCUGUAAUAUUUAUUAUCAGCAGCUUCAAACUAUUGGAGAGAGAACGUAAAUUACACUUACAGCUGUGUAUUACGCUCGUUAACGGAUCGGAAGUUGUCUUGACGGGAAUGGCUGUGGGCCAAGCUUUCCUCCUGGUUGUGGCUUUCCAGUGUUACUAACCCGUUUGCUCAAACAAUGAGGAAAUUUUGAGACAGCGUUAUAUAAUUAUUGAGGAUACGAGGCAGCAACAUCAACUGAAGUGAUGCGAUGAAAUUCAUCCAAUAACAGACCGGUUUAUUUUCCGGUGUGAAUUUCACGUGUUUGGCACGACAUCAUAACAUUGUACAAAUUUUUGUCAUUAGCGACGAAAUUGUUUGGUUUGCACUUGUUUAAGAAAUUGAUUUAUUGAACUGUUAAGUUAUAGUUUGUAUGCUAACAUAAAUAGAUAAUUAUAGAUUAUCUAUACUUUUGCUGACAAUAUACAAGUGCCUGUGUGCAAUUCACGUGUUUGACACGACUGUAAAACAUUUUAGGAAUUUCUGGCAGUAGCAAAGAAAUUUUCGGUUGCAAUUCGUUGUAAAAAUUAAAUUAAAUUUAUAGAGUUUUCCGAUUAAACGGAAUUGGAAAUACUUUUUCCGAAUUAGAUGCAAGGUGGUGUUUGAUUUAAUUUGCACAUUACAAUUGCAAUUGUUAUUCAUAGUUUAAAGGUAGUUAUUAUUCAUUCAAAAUAUUUCCCCAAUUCUGAUUGGCUAAAAGCACACGCAUAAUUCACCAUAACCAGUCACUGAUGACCACAUUUGGAAGAAUUAUAUGUUUAACAAGGAAAUGAUGUCAAAAAUGCAGCCCGCUACAGAUUAAGGCACCGUUACCAAGAAGACCUGGGGUAAGGGUUGAGUUGUUUUGGUUGUGAAAAAAAAAUGGCGGACAUUUCACUCGUUUCAAGAGUAAGAACUACAGCUAGAACUAGGCGAAAUAAUGUGUCACUGGGUGGCAAAAGUUGUUUUUCUCAUACAAAUCCUUCUAAUAUUAUUUUUGACAGCAUUGCAAUCGCUUCUUUUGAGACAUAUGGCUGAAAGUUUACAAGUUACCUAAUUUUAAUACCGUAUCUAUUUGAUUAAGUGCCCAACCUCUAAUUUAUUAUUAGUACCCACCUUGAUUAAGCACCCAUCCUAAAGGCAGAAAAAGUUAUUAAGCGCCCAGCCUCAAAUAAGUGCCAACCCCUCCCCCUUCCACUCAAACUCAAAUAAGUGCCCACAACCAAAACCCACCCCCCUUCCCCCUCCCACCAAACAAAAGUGAAUACCGUAAGUACUAAUAAGAGACUUUCUGAAGAUGGAGUUUUCUUCAGAGUAUUUUACAGAAACCUUGCUUUGUUACAUCUUCGCGUUUUUCUAUUACCAUUUAUUGAUUUGUUGCAAAAUAUAUAUACCACACUUGCUGAAAAUUGUGAAAAUUUCAUAAGCGCCUAGCCUUGAAUAAGUGCGCACUCUCAAGGUCCAAAAAUUUAAUUAGUGCCCAGGGUGGUUAGUCGAAUAAAAUAAUAUGGUAUGCUCUUUUCCAUGCUGAUCAGCCGGCGGUUUGUUCUUCUUAGCUGGUUUAAAUGGGUGGGUAGGGGAAAAACCUAAUUUGAACUCAUGAUCACAUAAUUCAAUGGGUUGGGAGAUAAAGAAUUCUGAGAGGCAAACCCGGCUGAAACCAUUUUCUGCAUAAUUAUUAUUAUUUCAUUUUGAUCUACAACAUAUGGAUAUUAUUUAAUGUAUCAUGUGUUUGCUUGUAAACUUUGGUGAUCUUUGUUGUUUUUUUGUUUUAGAGAUGACAGUGACACUGAGACUAUUGAUGGGGAAGGAAGGUACAUGUAUUAAUUUGAUCAUUAAGUGGUUUACUGUGACAUAAGAAGAACUUUGACUAAUGUCGCUUUUGUUUGUUUAUAUUAGUAUGAAUGUGCAGUGAUUUUGUAACCUCUGCAUCCUGCAUCCUGGAUGCAUAAAAAUCUCCAAAGACGCAAAAUAAUUCAUGGCAUGCCUCCCAUGGGAUGCAAAGAUCGAUUGAUCAAUCUGAACAUGUGUAUUUGUAGAAAUAUCCUGUUCGUGUAAUUUAUGUGGCAGUUAUUAUGGCUGUUGUUGAAUGAUGCGUAUUUCUUUUAGCCUUUCUUGUGCUUUAAAAUAGAAGGACUGUAUUUUAAUUUCGGUGUACUGUAAUACAGAGUUUUGCAGUCUGCCUUCAGAUUAACUGUCUGGUUUCAUAAAGUCCCAAGCAUUUUCAGUUUUAGACUCUUUUUUUUAACUGGGACUCAUUGGUUCUGGACUGGGACUCACACUCGCAGUCACCAUAACUAUUUUGUAACAAAAUCACAGAAUGUGAUUAUCAUAGUACAUGUAACUGAGAGGGAGUUCAUAACAAAACUGCAGUACAGUUCAUUUUUGGUGAUCUUUUUCCAUUGGGUUGUAAUGUUAAGCUGUUGGCCCUGUCUACUUCCUCCUUGCAUGUCAAUAAGAAGAUCAUGGCCAGGUUUUUCAAAGCAGGGUUGCAAUAAACCAGUGUUAGUGCCAAGUUUCAAUUCAGAUUUGAACGCUUAAAAGGCAAAUUUAGUUUAAUUCUUUUUGCCUGCAAUGCAAUGAUGUGAUGCUGUAUAAAGAAAAGAGAAAAUUAUGCAAGAAAAUGCUUUUGAAAAGAAGAGCAAGAAACCCAGAUUAAAAUUUAAUUUCAGGUUGGGGCUAAUAUAAUCGGCCUUUGAACAACUUGGCCCAGGACAUAAAGACCUAUGAUGGCCCAGGACCAUUGUAUUUUUGCACCCAUAUAGAGAGUCAAAUAAAGGGAGUAAAGAAUGGGAGGGACCAACUGUAGGUGCCUGUUUUAUAGAGGUAUCCAUCUUAUUGAGGUGUCCAUUAAGAGAAAGCCGACUGUAAAAAUGAAAGUGUUAUUUUUAUUGCUUGUUUCCUUAGGGAUGGAGAGGAUGGGAAGAAAGGGUGGCAAAAGACCUACACAAAGUGAGUUUUUAUAUAUUGUAUUUUUAUAUACUGAUGAAGCAAAUAUUAUUCUAUUUAUUUUAUAAAUAAUGUUAAUUUUAAUUAAUUUCAUAAAGCUUGCUUAAUAAAAUUAUUUAGUGCACUGAUUUAACAUUGCUGCAGUUAUUUUUUUAACACUUGGUACAAAGCAGUACCCAGGUUGUUACUGAUUUUUGUUAGUGAUUUUUUUAUUGAUGUGCAUGCUCAUAAUAAGUUAUUUAUUGUUUGGUAAUAUUAAACACUCAAAAACCUUGGCAAUAUUAUUCUUGGCCAAGAAAAAGAGGAAAAUAGUUUUUUUCGCCUUGAAUGAAUUUAAUUCUCAAAAGUCACUCAUGUGUAUGUUUACAUUACUGUUCAACAGGCAGAAUCACAGUGAGAUUGAGAAGAGACGUCGUGACAAGAUGAACACUUACAUCAAUGAGUUAUCCAGUAUGAUACCCAUGUGUAAUGCCAUGUCACGCAAGCUUGAUAAACUAACGGUACUGAGAAUGGCUGUGCAGCAUAUGAAAACCCUAAAAGGUGACUGACAACAUCCCCUUAUAGGCUAUGAAAUUCCUCUUCCUCUUUGCUGCCUCUCUCUCCCCUCCCUCAUCUCUCUCUUCCCGUCCCCACCCCACUCCCAUCAGCUGAUUUGCUUACGGUGAAGAAUUUGAACAGCCUCAGUUAAUUGACUAAGUCAUAAACUUUUUAGCUCUAAAGAAUAUGUCAAAUCAAGAUAUUUCAUAAAAGAGCCUUCAUUGUGUAAAAUACCAAAAAGAAAAUAUUAUCAUUUUAAGAGAAUUACCAAUAAUUAAUCCUCCUCCUGUACCACUGUAGACUCAAAACUGUCACUUGCAUGCGUAUGUACAUUUUUAACAUAUUGACUUUGAGAGUGAACAAAGUUUGGAGCUUACACUGUCAUAGUUUGAAUAAAGUAAAGAGUUCUUUUGCCACGUAUUUCAAGGGGAAGAAUGGUAGUCAUGAUCAAUUUUGGCUGGGAAAGAAAUUUAUAGAAUCACAGAUACAGUGCAUGUGACUGCUUCAGUUUGAAACAAACAGACGUUUUGUCAGUUAAGUGUGUGGUCCUUUCUAAGUGGCGAGAUUGAAAACAGUUUUUCACAAACAAGUGAAUAGUAGCAUUUUCUCUUUAAAUGCGAAAACCUUCAAGCUAUAAUGUCCCGGUUGUAUUUUCAGGAGCCCUAGACCCAUUUACAGAGACGAACUACAAACCAUCAUUCUUGUCUGAUGAAGAUCUAAAGAAUCUUCUCCUUGAAACAGCAGAAGGAUUUUUAUUUGUUGUUGGAUGUGAUCGGGGAUGUCUACUCUAUGCAUCGGACUCCAUUCAGAAUUAUCUUCACCAGUCUCCUGUAAGUCAUCCUUAAUGUCGUUGUCUCUUUUAACUCUUUUGCAUCCUGCUAGAAAUGCCUUUCUUUCACUUGCUUGAUUUUGGCGUACUUGAGAGAGGCUCUGUAUGAAUCAAGUAAGAUGGAACUAUUGCUGUUUGUUGCUGGGAUACAGUCAGACCUCAAUCCUAACAGCUGUGCUAGCUUGGUACAAGGGGUUUCAGUUUAUCAAUAAAAGGUUGCUCACACUCAGAAAAGGGUUUGAUGACAGAAAAUAUAAUAAACAGAAGUUCAGGCUUUGGUGACUCAAAGGCUUGACUUAAAUGAAGAUAAUCAUCCUUUUUUCCUUCUCACUAAAGAAGGCUCUGCUCCCAUGCCGACUCUCUUGAGAUCAAGAUUGUGAAAAUGGGUAAAAAAAAUUAUGAAAUAUGCCUUUCCACGAUGUGACAUGCCAGGUGUAGUUGUUAUGUGUUUAAAGCUUGUUUCUUUUUAGACAUCUUUGUAACACCAUGUAAGAAAAAAAUUCUGUUUUAGAUUGGCUAAAAAAGGAAAACUGCUGUGUUGGAAAUAAAUAAGCAUUUAAUCAAAAUGAUAAUAGACUUUCUUCCCAAGGGGUGCUGGUGCACCUGAGUUCCUUACUGAUUAGCCCUUUAAGCCCCUAGAGUGAUCAGCAUCAAAUUUCUCCUUUUAAUAACUAUGCUUUGUAAACAGGGUGGUCAUGAGACUUAAAGACAUGAUCACACAAGAUGAUUAUGUGUUUGAUAUCUUAUGAACUUCUUCCCACUAAUUCUGUAGGAAAUGAAUGGGGGCAACAAAUGAGAAUUCAAAUUUUGAUCUUAUGGUAUAAAGGAUUAGAGGGUAUCAGGAGGAGGCAGGGAGGGGAAAUAUUAAUAAGUGGGAGUUUUUCUGGUAUUGUUAAGUUUAUUGUUCUUUUUGGGCUCAUUCAUUGCUGCAGACCAGAUAGUAAACUCCAUUUACAAUUCUGUUCUAUAAUACACCCUGUUUAUUUUCUUCUGCAGUCUGAUCUGGUGGGGCAUAGUUUCCUUGAUCUUAUCCAUCAGAAAGACAUCAGCAAAGUCAAAGAACAGUUAUCGUCAUCAGAUUCUACACCACGUGAAAAGCUAAUUGAUGCUAAAACAGGUCUACCACUCAAAACAGAGAACCAACCAACUCCAACUAGAUUGUGUUCUGGUGCUAGGAGGUCAUUCUUUUGCCGCAUGAAAUGUGGACAUAAAGGGUCGAAAUACAAAGACAAUAAUCAAGAGAAUGAGCCCUGCCUCAUGAAAAGAAAAAACAAAAAUAAGCAAUCCAUGCAAGCAGAGAAGAAACCUUAUGUUGUAGGUGGGUACACAUUAUAUAUAUUGAUGAUGAUGAUGAUGAUGAUGAUACUGUCAACUUUCUCUAAGACUGACACCUUUGGGCCCGACACUAAGGGUCUGUCUCUGAGUGUGUUGUCCGUCUUAUAGAGAGCCAACUAAAAGGAGUGAAGAAAGGCAGAGACCAACUCUAGGUGUCUGUUUUACCGAGGUGUCCGUCUUAUAGAGAGCCAACUAAAAGUAGUGAAGAAAGGCAGGGACCAACUCUUGGUGUCUGUUUUACCGAGGUGUCCGCCUUAUAGAGAGUCAAAUAAAGAGAGUAAAGAAAGGCAGGGACCAACUCUAGGUGUCAGUUUUACCGAGGUGUCCGUCUUAUAGAGAGUCAAAUAAAGGAAGAAAAGAAAGGCAGGGACCAACUCUAGGUGUCUGUUUUACCGAGGUGUCCGUCUUAUAGAGAGCCAACUAAAAGGAGUGAAGAAAGGCAGGGACCAACUCUUGGUGUCUGUUUUACCGAGGUGUCCGUCUUAUAGAGAGUCAAAUAAAGAGAGUAAAGAAAGGCAGGGACCAACUCUAGGUGUCAGUUUUACCGAGGUGUCCGUCUUAUGGAGAGUCAAAUAAAGAGAGUAAAGAAAGGCAGGGACCAACUCUAGGUGUCAGUUUUACCGAGGUGUCCGUCUUAUAGAGAGUCAAAUAAAGAGAGUAAAGAAAGGCAGGGACCAACUCUAGGUGUCAGUUUUACCGAGGUGUCCGUCUUAUAGAGAGUCAAAUAAAGGAAGAAAAGAAAGGCAGGGACCAACUCUAGGUGUCUGUUUUACUGAGGUGUCUGUCUUAUAGAGAGUCAAAUAAAGGGAGUAAAGAAAGGCAGGGAUCAACUCUAGGUGUCUGUUUUACCGAGGUGUCCGUCUUAUAGAGAGUCAAAUAAAGGGAGUAAAGAAAGGCAGGGACCAACUCUAGGUGUCAGUUUUACCGAGGUGUCCGUCUUAUAGAGAGUCAAAUAAAGGGAGUAAAGAAAGGCAGGGAUCAACUCUAGGUGUCUGUUUUACCGAGGUGUCCGUCUUAUAGAGAGUCAAAUAAAGGGAGUAAAGAAAGGCAGGGACCAACUCUAGGUGUCUGUUUUACCAAGGUGCCUUUCUCAUAGAGAGUCAAAUAAAGGGAGUAAAGAAAGGCAGGGAUCAACUCUAGGUGUCUGUUUUACCGAGGUGUCCGUCUUAUAGAGAGUCAAAUAAAGGGAGUAAAGAAAGGCAGGGACCAACUCUAGGUGUCUGUUUUACCGAGGUGUCCGUCUUAUAGAGAGUCAAAUAAAGGGAGUAAAGAAAGGCAGGGAUCAACUCUAGGUGUCUGUUUUACCGAGGUGUCCGUCUUAUAGAGAGUCAAAUAAAGGGAGUAAAGAAAGGCAGGGACCAACUCUAUUUCCUUGGUCUGUACUCUUGUAUAUGUAGACUUUGGCUCUGAGUAAUGAGCAGAUAGGAAAUGCGUACUUCAUUGUCUCCUCCCAACCAUUAUAAUUACAACACUUAACUUAGUACUAAUUGCCAUGCUUGACUUCUUACUAAUUAUUGCAACAUUUAGCUAAGAAGCAUUUACAAAAUUAUUUAAAGGCUGGUUCCUUAAAAGACAUUUAAAAUCUUGAACAGAAUGUCUUAAUUUUAAAGGAGGUUGUACAUGCAAAUUGUUGCAGAGCUUUAUGGUAAUAGUAAAAAGUUCUUUUUCUGGGGGCGGUUCUGAAAGGAGGGAUGUUUAGCUUUUGGUAAUCCUAGUGUUCAUAAAUUAUAAAUUGGGAAGUAAGAUAUUGAGGGGCGUUACCGGCCAUGCAGUUGAAGGCCACUAUAGUUUGCAAAAUCUUUCAGUUUUUGUAGAAAACAUAUUAUUUAUGUAGCUCUCAAUAAUUUUGUUUCUCUGCUGGUUUAGUUCAUUGCACAGGAUAUCUUAAGUCAUGGCCCCCUUCAAGCAAUUCAUAUGAUGACGAGGAUGAAGAAAAUGAAUCAAGAAAUCUCAGCUGCCUUGUAGCAGUGGGAAGACAAGAAAUAAUUUAUGAUGAGAUGACUGAUUACUCACAACCAGGCAUAGCAAGAGAGUUUAUUUCACGGCAUACAAUAGAUGGAAAAUUCACAUUUGUUGAUCAACGGUCAGUGAAAAUAGAUAGAUGGUAACAAUUGUAGUGUAUUAAAUUUAUUAGAAAGUUUGGUGAUUAAUAUUAGUGUUAAUAAACCUUUUUUUGGAUUUUUGUAAAAUUUAGAACAACAGCCAUAACUGGUUUUCUGCCCCAGGAAAUGAUAGGUUGUUCAGCCUAUGAAUUUUUCCAUCAAGAGGAUCUUAACUCCAUUGCUGUAACACAUAAAAAAACUCUGCAAGGAGAGACAGUAACGACACAACCCUACAGAUUCCGAUGCAAGGGAGGACACUUUGUUCCCCUGAGAACAAAAUCAACAGCUUUCAGAAAUCCAUGGUCAAAGGAACUGGAAUUUAUUGUAUGUAAUAACAUGGUCAUCACGUGAGUAUGACUUUUUAAGUUUUCUUUGUUAUCAUGAACUUAUUGUGGGAAAAUAAUAAUUUGCCUUAAUUGUAAUAUUUGACUGUGAAGCAAAGGGGGAAUUUCACAUUACAUCAAAAAACACCAAGGCUUUUACUCCAUGCAUCCCUUAAGUCUACUGAUAAAUAAUUUACUCCUGCCACAGUACAAGGGAAAAGGUCUUUUCAAAAUGUGACAUCAGGAGGUUAAUUUGUAAAAUUGCAGGAUUUUAUAUUAAAGAUUAAUGAUUUUUAGUACAUGUAGGUGGAUAUUUUUUAAUGGCAAAUUCACAGUAAAAAUAAAUAAAUAAAAUACCAGUAUCUUAGGAAUGACUGAUUUCACUUAGAUGCUAAUGCAAGAAAUCUGCAUAAUCUGGAAUCUGCAUCUGCUGAUAUAUUAAUAUAAUUUGGAAGAAGAAGAAUUCUAAGACUAAAAAGCUCAGAAAAAGUUCGAGGCUCCAGUCAUGACCCUCCGAGUUCUAGUUCGGAUGCUCCAACCACUGAGCUACUAGAGGCUAUAUGGCAAGCAGGGUUGAAAUUUAAUCAUAACUACACCAGUCAUUGCGGACUGUAUCGGGAACUUGCUCAAACUCGGCCGUCCACCAGCUUACAAGACCAAGACUGUAAGCUUAGAAAAAAUUCUGAGCUCCAGGUGAGAAUUAAACUCACUAACCUCUGAGUUCUAGUUUGAAUGCUCUAGUCACUGAGCUACUAGAGGCUCUAUGGUGAGCAUGGUCGCCAUAUAUAGGUAAAUUGCUGUUUUGUGCCUUUUUGUUUCCCCCCCCUGAUGUUUUCUUUUGUUCGUAGGGACUUGGAGUCACUUGGUUUACAGCCAACAGAAAUGCAUAGUGUUCUGCAAAUUACAGAUGGUAUGUCCUCCAGUGACAGCCCAGCGCCAACUCGUCCUUAUCAGUCUGGGGUACAGCAAGUGGUGGAAGUGCUUAGAAAGAAAGCACUCAUGGAUCCAGGUAAAAAUUAUAAGGCCUAUGUUCACAGUUGGUGUCUAAAAAAUAGUGCCUGAGUACUGGUACAAAAAUGGUGUUGUGUUCACGCCUUAGCGAGCUUAAGCAACAAUGACGGUGACGGCUACGAAAACGUCACUUAAAAAAGAAGCCGCACUGCUUCAAACUUUAUCAGGCUUAUUCUGUCUUGUUCAAUUUGCCAAAUGUUGGCAAUUUGUUCUAGAGUUGAAGUUUAAAGACUGUAUGGAAGUUCAGGAAAAGAAAAAGAAAGUCAUGUCAUCGUCUUGUGUUUACAUCCUCCACAAAACGUGAAAUUAGGCAUUUUCACGUCGUAGUCAUGCAGUGAAGGCAAAGAAAUGUACAAAACAGGGUGAUCACAUGCAAAGUUGUUGUUUUGCUAGUCUAAACCUAUUGCUUUUUUGCUGUUCUCGUUGAUGUUGCCAUCGUCAUUGCUUAAGCUCCCUCUUGAAAAUGUGAUGCCCAUAAACUGACACUUUUACAAAUAUAACCGCCCCCCCCUCACCCCCACUUAUAAGCACCCCACUUACCAGUUAUAGGGUCAUUUACAUUGUACCUGUAAACAAAAAGAUAUCUCCAAUUAUAGUAAGUCCCCCUUCAAAUGUAUUGAAAUGAAUUUGAUUUAUUAUGAUGUUUUCAAUUAAGCGCUAAAAUGUUAAAAGUAAAUACUGUGUAUUUUUUUGUAGCAAAACCUGCAGCUAAAAAUAUUCGUCCAAGCAGCUCUGAUGGUGAUGGCACAAUGCCAACUGCUGGAGCCAGUCGUAUUGGUGCGUUAGUAGCGGAAGAGGUACAAACCCAGGAGGCACAUGACAGGUAUAUAACAGUGCUUCUACUUAGUUUGAUUUUGAAGUGUAGAUUAUUUGUAUUUUUUAAUACCCUGUUCUAUAUUAAGCACUAUGCUGAUCAGCUGUCUGGGCUAGAUCGUAUUUCUUUCUGUGAGAGGUGAUAGGGUGAUUGAAUUACACAUGCACCCCAGUCAAUUUUUUUUAGACUUAUGCAAUGGAUCUUUCAGUUUAUUUUUUUAGUUUUUGAAGCACUACAGUACGUAUGGCAAAGAGGUGUUGUCCUUUGCAUAAGCAUUCGGAAUAAUGAAAUAUUAUGGUAGCUACAUUACUGUUCAAAAGUAGUGACAGCAAAGUCUGCCAUUAAUUUUUGUCCGUUGUUUUUGCAAAAGUUUGCAAAGUGUGGUGCAAAAUUUAACUGAAUCAUCCAUGAACUUUUGUCAAAUUGUAGUUAUCAAUGAUAUUUUUGCAACUGUUUUAGUGCAUAAACUGUUAUUUAUACUGCAGUGUGCAUUACACUAUGAACAGCAACAGAAUAAAAAUAUGCUCCUUGUUACUUUGCAGGCACUCCAGCUCAAGAGGCCAGGGAACAAAUGAUGACAUCACAAUGGACAUGCCAGGUGUUAUAGGCACAAUAAAUAUGGAUGACAUUUCACUUAAUGCAUCCAGUGUUUCACGGUCAUCAGUUGUAGGACUAGGCUCGCGCUCUUUGCUUAUGGAUAACCAGCGACAGGUGUCACAAGCGCAUCUACUAGAGCAGUUAAUUGGAAUGCAGAAUGCUAUUGAGUCAAUGGAAACACCCAUGGAACAAAGUGAAGAGACAAUGUCUGUUUUUAUGAAUAUGCUGGAAGCCGACGCUGGACUCGGAGGCGAGUUUUGAGUGUUUUUUAAUUUAAGUGGUUAACUAGGUAGGUUAUGUGUACAGGUGUAAGGUUGUUUUUUAGCAUACUGACAAAUUAUCAUUAAAAUAGUUUUCCCAGUUUAUUGUCAGCUACUCAUGAAAACCUUUGUUAACUGUAACUUAGCCCUACCAUGUUAUGGUGAGAUUAUUAAGAAUAUUAAUUUUGUGACUUUAACGUAAUCUGUGGACAAAAUUGUAUGAUGUUGCCAUUCAAAUGAAAACUCUUUUGCAGAACUUUUGUCUAGUAGUAGUAUUCUAUUUUUUCAGGAUUUUACUGAAAGAAAUUUGGACAUUUUUUUGAAGCUCUUAAUUCAGUAAAAGGGUUAACCUGGAUUAGUGGCAGAUUUCAAAGGCAGCUUCACAUAGCCCACAUUCAACUCUUGCAGUCCCACAGUAAACAAUACCGGUAACUGUAGUCUUGCCAGAUGGCUGUAACUUUUGAGUCUUUGCGUGGACAAAAUCCUUCACUUUAGUGUUAUCAUGGUGCUAUUUUUCUCAGCAUUCUAUGCAACAAAAUUGGCCACAUCUGGGAGAAAAAGGCCCCUUAUAAAGACUGGCUUUUCAACUCGCCCUCCAGUGAAGUUCCAUUAAGGAAGGUGUUGCCUUUUCUCACACUUUCCUUAACACUGGCUGGAGAUGGUUGAGACCAGAGGUGUCAUAGGUCAGCUCUAAAUCCCUCAAAAAGGUCUUCUGUAAAUGCUUGAAUUAUUUGCCCCCUUUAACACUUUUGGCUAAAAAUAUUAUUUAAGAAUCCUCCCUUAUAGUCAAGCCAGGUCAGGCACACCCCCAUAGAUUCUAUGAAUAAACUGAUUACUUGAAAAAUUGAAUCCGUGAGUAGUUGCUGCUACUCUGAUAUCAAAUUCAAAUCUGCACCCUUCUAUUCAUAAUGAGCAUUGAAUUUUUGUAAUAACUUUUUUGUAUUUUCUCGACUGAACAAUCUUUCACACUUUGAAUAGAUAGAAAUUAAUCCUUCUGCAAACUUUCAAAUUGAGUUCAAAAAGACAGAUGAGCUGACAAAAGUUUUAACUACCUCACAUGUGAAUUCACUGACAUUACAAUGUAUGUAUUCAAUGAUGAAAAUGACAGAAUCUGUUAUUGAAAACUACUAAUUCUGUACAUUCAAUUUUCGAGAAAUUAAUUUAUUACUAGCAUCUACAUGGGUAUGCUUGACGUGGCUUGACUGUAACACCCUUCCUUACUAGUAUUAUAUGGUAUAUGGUACCUUAAUCUGCAGUGAAUAUAUCAGCAGUAUAACAUAUACAGUUACCAGGGAAUGACCUGGCCAUUUGAGCAAGUCUCAUGUUUGGAUGUUAUCGUUACAUUGACAAUAAGGCUUGGGGACAGCAACAACAGAAUGUUCAAAAUCAAGAAUAUGCACCACACACACAUUUAGGUAUACAAUGAUAUUUAUUUUUUAAUGUUAUAGUUUUCGUUUAUUUGAAAGAAAGACCUUCCUCAAAUAGUGUCUAAACUAAAAUUUUUAACGAAUGAAAUAAUGUUCCCAUCAAAUCAGUGGACCCUCUCAAAUCAAAUUAUUAAGUAGGCACCCCAGACCUGUGAUAAUUCAAGCAUUUACAGUGCCUUAAAAAUUAAUGGGAAAAAUGUCUCUUUCAUUGACCUGCAUGGUUAGAAAUGUCUCCAGGGUUGUCACUAAGAUUUCAAGUCUCCGGGUAAAUACAACAGGUAGGCGGGAAUCAAACAGCUAGGAAUUUCUUUUGGUUCUAUUUUUCUUUUAUUUUCCUUUGAAAGUAGCCGGGGAAGACGUUCAUAGUAGCCGGGGAAAAUCCCCGGUCCCCGCCUCUUAAUGACAGCCCUGUGUCUCUGAAUCAAGGCCUAAACAUGGACUAUUUUUAUUCUUGCUUCAAAUGACAAAUGUAAAUACUAAAGUAAUAAAAGAAAGUAAAAUGCAACUUAAAAUAGUUGAACAGUAUAUUAAUGAGAAGGUUUGUAAGAUUAAGAAAAGAGUUACUAUUCCAGUGGAACAACAGGGAAUCUCAUAAAACAUUAUUUAAAAUAAUUUUAAUGUUGUAGAUAGUAUUCUUUAUGUAUGAAAAACAACAACAACAACGUCAGCAUGUUCUAGAGAAACUGUUGUGAAC
Messenger RNA from Porites lobata, 13261 nucleotides. The record is from the annotation of a GenBank genome assembly. Lineage: Eukaryota; Metazoa; Cnidaria; Anthozoa; Scleractinia; Poritidae.